AGCAGAGCACAGACCAGCAGCGGCUGCAGGGGAAGAUUUUCUGCUCAGCUGCGGUGUGCCGGAGCGGGGAGCUCAGGGCUUCUGCCCCUUGAGACACAUCUCUCCUUUGCAAGCCAUGUCAGCAGAGAAGGAAGAACCCAACCAUCCAGUUCAGAAAGACCCUGGAGAGAAAGAAUUGGCCAAGAGACUUCAGGAAGUUGGCCUGAGUGCAGACUACUGGCUACCCAAACUACAAAAGCAACUUGGAGUCACCAGUGCACAAGUCUUGAAACACCUGAGGCAGGAGGACUACCUGCAGCUGGAGCAUGAUGUGCAGUAUACUUGGGAAAAGCAGGCCCUCCAGGAGCUCUUCAAGGGGGGCAUCAAGGCAAGAAUGAAGCAGCAGCAGCAGGAGCGCUCAGAUUUGUUAAAGAGUGAGCAAGAGCAGGCAAAGGCAGCACUGAGGGAUCUCGGAGAAAUGCAGCAGAAAGGCAGAACCCGCCAUGAGGCAGCUGUACAAAAGAAAGAGGAGGAGCUGCGGAAAGCCAUGGCCAUCCCUCUGCAGUACUGGGUGGCAUCUGAGAAGCCUUUGGUGGAGGUGAUAGAGAACAUGCAGAAGCAACUAAACGUCCUGGAGGAGUCGGUGUCCAAGGGGGAGAACAUCCCCGACGAGGAGGUGCUGAGGCGGGCAUCGGGAGGGCUGGCCCUGCAGGGCAUUUACAGAACAGACAAGCUUGAGGACCUGCUGGAGAAGAGAGAGCCGCUCAUAACCGUCCCAGACGGAUUCAAGCUCUCCGGCCCAGACCAAGGGCCCCUGUUUGAGAAGAAGGAGUUUUCAUCGUCCAGAGCAGAAUCCACCUUCACCAAGGCCAUGGAGAAGCUGGGUUUCAGCACAAGUGUUGCAGCCAAAGGUGGAUACUGGGGUUUUAGUGCCGAAACCAGCACAGAUUACAGCACAGCUUCAGAACACGAGGAAACCCACAGGUCCCGCUCCGAGCACAUGUACAUUUGCACUGCCAUGUGCAGCUACAUCCCUCUGGCCUCCUGCUACUUCCCAAAGGACCAGCUUCGACUGUCUAAUGCAGCACUGCAAGAGCUAACAGGGAUCGAGCAGCUUCUGAGUCACACCCCGGAGCCAGACAGGCUGGAGAUGCUGAAGAGCCGGUGCAGGGGUUUCUUCACCAGAUUCGGGUCUCACGUCAACCAGGGCCCCCUCCACUUCGGUGGGAUCUUCUGGUGGAAAGCGUCUUCCGAGGGAUUUCGGGCAGAGCAGCUGGACGAGGUGAAGAAACAGACGUCGGAUGCCCUUGGCUCCUACAUAGGAGGCAGCUUCACAGGCUUUGGUUUCAGCGUUGCAGGUGGGGUGAGUGUCUCUAAAUCAAGUUCCAAAACAUCCCUUCAAGGCACAGAGGCAAAAAUAUUCAAAGCAGAGAUUCAGCUGUCUGUGACCCAGACAGGCGGCCCAGCUGGGGUAGAUUCACACCCAUCAUGGAGAUCUGGUUUAGUGGCCAGUAACAAAACCUGGUGUGUUAUUGACCGAGGCUGUCAGCUGAUUCCAGUGUGGGAUGUAAUCCUGUCCAACCACAGACAGGACUUUGGGGAUGUUUAUGAGAUGAGCAGAAGUCUCAUGAGAGCCUAUGAAGCCCUUACAAAGCAACGGGCAAGUAUGUUGGUGGGUGAGCAAUUAAUAAGUGCAAUGGAAGAGGCCAGAGCAUUUUUGGAGGACAUGAAGUCCUGGGAAGUCACUGGGGAGGAAGAGCAGCUGGUGAAGCUGAUACACUUCAAACAGAAGCUGAAUGACAAAACAAAGGACAACGAUGCCUGGGUCAACCUCUGCCUUUCGGACAAGGUGCUUCAGGAUUUCCUGGCAAAUACAGUUUUGCUGUGCCAAGGCUCGCCUGCCCAAAACACCAUGUACAUCAAACACCUGCUGCAGUGCCUUCUGGAGCCUUAUGCCCAUUCAGUGAAGCAUUGCCCCCAGUUUUCCUCCAUUAUGCAGUGGAUCUCUCAUGCUGAAGAAAAACAUCAGGAACCUGUCUGCAUCUCAGAAUUUGCUCAUUUUAUCAAAGCCCUACAGCAACUGCAGGAUGACAUGGAGGAACCCAGCCUUACGACCUCUUCAGCAGCAGUGGAAGAAGCAAAAGUAAAAGCUAGCGUAAAGGUGAACUUAGCUUUGUGCUCUUGCCUGAAGGCCCUAGGAGAGAGAGGGCAGGCAGACAUACAACUGUUGUUACUCUCCAUUGCAGUCAGCAUGGGAUAUCGUGUGGAAAGCAAAACCUUCAAACAUCUCCUUGGCUGUUCAGAGAUCAACUUUAUGAUAAAGGAAAUGCAGAGAGCUCACAAGCGGUAUUUGACCCUGAGGGAUCAGAAGGCUUCCCAAGCUCAUGCUUUCCAGCUGCUGACAGGUCUGACCAUAGCGCCUGAAUUCAAAGAUGUGUCUCCAGAACAGAAGCGCAAAAGAUUGGCUUUUAUGAAGCAACACAUGGGAAACUCACUGUCAACUGAAGUCUGUCAAGUCCUUGCAAAGCACCAUGCAUGUGAUGACUGGAGUGCACUGGAAAGAGACCUGAAUUGCCUUGUUAAUGGAGAGCUUGAAACUUCUCGUGGUGACCUGCAGGUGCAGGCUAUAAUAACAGAGCUAAGUCAAGUCUGUCGAGGGGAUAAGCAAAUACACUCACCUAAAUUGCAACCCAAAGGGCCUCCCUGCCAGGUUGACCAGCCUGAAGGUUCCCAAGUGCAAGACUUUCUCCAUUUGAUCCAAAGGCUUGGACUUGAAAACUACUAUCCAAGAAAAAUGGGGAGGGCAGAUUUCCAUGUGAUUGACAAGACCUUGUUCCAGGACAGCUUGCCCCGCACUGACAGCGAGCUCCCAUUUUAUUUCUUGCAAAAGCUGCUGAUGGUGGAUUAUCGGGUAAGGUACCUGGUGUGCAAGGAUGACAGUGAAACAAAGAAAGGCAUACCAAGCACAUUGAACACCAUGGCCAAUAUGACUGAAUCAUCUAAUGAAUCCUCAGAUAUCUAUGAUGACUUUUUAGAAGAGGGCAGUGAGGGCACUCACAAGUCUGCUGCACCACGACAGGCACAUGUGCACCCUAUGGACAUCCAGAUGGCCAUUUUUCACUGUGCUGAUGAUUUCACGAGACAAUACGUUUCAACAAAACUUUCCUUCUGCCAGUUUGCGCUCCCUCUCCUGGUGCCAAAUCCUUGCACUUCAAACAUAGAGUUCCCCCUCUGGUCCCUUAGCCAAGUUCAAAAGAGCUGGAACGGUAUUGAGAAAACAGGGCUGGGGACUAGCAUUAAAAAUUAUAAGAACAAAUUGAUUUACCAGGUAGACACCCCUGUGGUGUCCUUCAUGCGGAUUGGGAAUUCUUCUUCUUCCAAGUCUAAGAUCCUAAAUGCUCUACUGAGUGAACACAAACAUGAUAUUUUCUUCCACCGUGACUGCAGAGGCAGCAGCAAAGACUGUCUCCUGAUGGGAGGUGUUGUGGAAAUCUUCUGGUACUGUCCCAGUGGAAAGGAUGAUGACAGGUUUGACAACUGCAUUGCAUUUACUAAUCUUCAUGGGGAUGCAAGAGAGCACAAGCAACAAGUUGGAUUUUUACAGGAGAUCUCUUCUCUGAAUGUGCUUCUCCUUACAACAUCUGAUGAGAAUGAAGUAGGGAAGCAACUUGUCCGGGAUCUCCUGAAAUCUCCGAAGCCUUUUGUGUGUCUUUUUACUGAAAAAGAGAAUAUUGUAGCUGGCAAAUCCAACCUGAAGAUAAAAAUAGCCCUAAAGAACAGAAACGAGGCAGAAUUAAUUGAUGAGCUUGCAAAAAACAUCAAAGAUUUACUAGUGGGUUCAAAACCUUGCAGUCUUAAUGCUUGCUCAGAAAUCGCUCGUCAGCAUGGUUUCCUCAUUGAUGAAGACAGAGACGAGUGCAAGGAAGCCAAGGCAAUGGCACAGACACUGAUAGCCCUCUUCAGGGAGAAUGACUUACAAAGGAUGAAGGAAAACCUGUUACCUCUGCAAGGAGAAUUGUGGCACAAGUGGUGCAAGAAAGACAAGGAGCUCACUGGCUUGGAAGAUAAAAGGAACAAAAGCAUUGAACAGCACCGCAGUGAUAUUGAAUCAGAAAAACGUGCUAUACGAGAAGAGCAGCUAAGGAGAGCAUUCCCCCUCAAUGAUCUAAUGAGGUCAGUGCUUGACAUUAUCCAAUCUCACUCAAAGACAAUCAGGAAAUACUUCCUGCAGUGGAUGAAAUUAUUUAUGGAUGACUUGUCAUCCGAGUGCCUCACAGAGCUCCACCAGAAAUAUCAUGUCUCAUGGUCACAAAUGAAAGGAAAAAAACAUCUAGAAAACAAUGACGGCUCAGAAAAUCUAGUGAAAAGUAACUUGGAAAAGCUCUUACUGGACAUAAGUGCUUCCACAAUUGGCCUUGAACACAUUUUGAGAGAGAUAGGGCAGAUUUAUGAAGCUUUGGAUAUACUGCCUCAAGUGGAUAAACGUUCUUAUGAACUGCCACAAAUAGCUGCAGACCUGAUGGUUUCAGGGUAUCCCAUCGAGCUGAUGGACGGUGACGCUUCCUACGUGCCACUAAAAUGGGUCAGAGCAGUUUUUGACAGAGUGAUAGAGAAGCUGGGGGACAAAAAGGUGUUUGUUCUCUCGGUGCUCGGCAUCCAGAGCACUGGAAAAUCAACGCUGCUCAACGCCAUGUUUGGCCUGCAGUUCAACGUCAGUGCAGGGAGAUGUACAAGAGGGGCAUUUAUGCAGCUCAUUAAGGUGGACGAAAAGAUCCAACAACAUUUGAACUUUGAUUACAUACUAGUAGUUGAUACUGAGGGGCUUCGGGCCACGGAACUGGCCACUAAAUCAACACUCAAUCAUGACAACGAGCUAGCUACUUUCGUCAUUGGCCUCGGCAACAUGACUUUGAUCAAUAUAUUUGGGGAGAAUCCCUCAGAAAUGCAGGACAUCCUCCAGAUUGCCGUGCAGGCAUUUCUGAGGAUGAAGCAAGUCCGCCUCUCCCCCAGCUGUUUGUUUGUGCACCAAAAUGUUGGAGAAAUCACUGCAAAAGAGCAGAAUAUGGCAGGACAAAGACGCCUGCAGCAGAGAUUAGAUGAAAUGACGGUGACAGCAGCCCAGCAAGAGUUUUGUGAUGUCACCUGCUUUAGCGACGUGAUCCGAUUUGAUGUGAACAGCCACGUCCACUAUUUUGCUCACCUGUGGGAAGGAAACCCACCCAUGGCCCCCCCAAAUCCCAGUUACAGCCAGAACGUGCAGGAACUAAAGAGCAAAAUUCUCCUGGCUGCCAAAAAGGAACCGCGGGGCAGUGUUUUAAGACUGUCGGAGUUAAAAGUGCGCAUUGGGGACCUGUGGAACGCUUUGCUGAAUGAGAAAUUUGUCUUCAGCUUCAAAAACACCCUGGAGAUUGCAGCAUACAACCGGCUAGAAGCCACGUUCAGCCAGUGGACCUGGGAGUUGAGGAGUCACGUAUUAGUCAUGCAGACAAAACUAAACAAUCUGAUCAGCAAGGGAGAAGUCCAGUGUGUCACUCGCAGGAGCCUUGAAAAGGAAGUUCAGAAAAAAUACGAUACCAUCAUGAAAGGUACUGAAACAUACUUCAAUAAGGACCAAGACUAUGAGUUAUCGAUUCAGUGGAAAGCAAGUAUUGAAAAUAAACUGAAAGAUUUGAAAGAGUCGCUGAUAGAAGAAACUAAGAGAAAGUCUGAAGAGCUGAUUGAGCUGAAGAGGAAACAGAGCAAACUUGAUGGGAAGAAGUCAGAAUAUGAAACGGAGCUUUUUAAAAGGAGCAAAGAUUUGGCCCUGGGUUUAAAAGGUAAGAAAUUAAAUGAAGAAGAACUCAGAGGUCACUUUGACUUUCUGUGGAAUACAUGGAUCUAUGAAGUGUCUUCCAGUGCUCCUCGUACUGAGGACCCGAACAUAAGCAGGGACAUAGAAAACAUCUUCCUAGAACAUUUUAAGCAGGAGCCUAAUAUUGAAAAGAAAAUUAACAACUUGUCCUGCAAUGAUACCUUUUCCAUUGAUGAGUCCAAGCAUAUCAUCAUGAAGAAAACACGAUGGCCUUUCAGUAAGACUCUGGAUAAGAGCGACAGAAAGAACAUUGAGCAGGUGGGAAGCCACAUCAUGCAGCUUGUCAGCAUGAACAUUGACACAAAGGAGCGUGAGCGAGCGGGUUACAAUCGGAACUACAUUCAUGAAAUACUGAAUUUAAUACGGAAAGAGGUGGAAUCUGCAUCCCAUAACCAAAAAUAUACCUUCGUUAAUGAGUACAGAGUAGAUCUAUCACUGCAUCUGUGCCAAAUGGCAGCAGAGAGGUUUAAAUACAUGCACACAGUCUUUAAAAAAGCAAACGAUCCAGCUUUGUACCUGGAAAGCAAGCGAGAAGAUUUCUUCAAGUGCUUUCAGAUUUCCUGCCAAGGCGCCACCUCCAUCACAACGUUUGCUGAUUUCUUCUGCCUCAAGCUUUCUGCAGCGCUUCGCCAGGCAGUGUACAACAAGACUGCCAUUAGCAUCGCCGAUGAGAUGAAGUCCAACCAUCCAGCCUUCAACGGCAAUCGAUCCAAACUAGAAACCCACAUUCUGAUAUACCUGGCAGAGGAGGAGAACUUUGAGAAGUACAGGCAGUACAUUCACUUCCCCAGGGAUUUUUUAGAGGGUUUUAUCAAAAAGUGCAUUGAGGAUUAUUGCUUGGAUAACAGGAGUCACAGGCUGAAGAACUUCUUAAAUGUGUCCCUUGAUUUUUUCCAGGCUCUUCUUCUUUCAGCUAUUUACAGCUCAACUAGAGUUGUCAAAGAUAAAAAUGGGAAUGUCUCGCUGUGGCUGGAUGAGUUCUGCAGCACACUCGGAGAUAACUUAGACCUGCCCAGAAGUGAGCUGAAAAGCAUUGAACAUCAGGAAAUAAAGGACACUGAGUUUCUGAAAGAGGCCGUGAGUCAAGCAUUUGCCCCUGUAAUAGAGAACCUGAGGCGGGAAUUUGCUGCAACGGACAUGGGACAGUUCACACUGAAACCUCAUCAAAUACUGGUGGACCAGUUCUCUGGAUGCUGGGAACAGUGUCCCUUUUGCAAAGCUCUGUGUACAAACACGAUACUCGGUCACGACGGGGACCACAGCGUUCAAUUCCAUCGGCCUCAGGCCCUGAAUGGCGUUCAAUGGGACGGAACAGACCACCUGGUCAUUGAUAUAUGCUCGAGCCUUGUAGCAAGUGACUGCUUCAUGGUGCUCCAUGGAAACCAGCAAAUCAAGUACAAGAAUUAUCGAAAAGCAGGACCUGCUUAUGCCAACUGGAGCAUCACACCAGACAAAUCCACUCAGGCCUACUGGAAAUGGUUUGUGUGCCAUUUCCGGUCCAUACUGGAGGAAGAUUACUGUGCAAAGUUUGAGGGCAAGGGAGCGAUCCCUCCAGCAUGGGAGGCCUUUACAAAAGAGGCUGUAAUCUCUGAGCUGAGACAGUAAUAACUGUUGGGAGGCAGGGCAUGUUCACAUGAAUUGAAGCUGCUGCAAUCUGAUGGCUGUAACAACCCAGAACUCUCUCAGCUGCUUGGGACCAUCUGGUCUGCUCAGGUGGAAGAAUCUGAUAAGUAAUCACAUUUGGAGGCAGAAGAAAAAAAUUUUAAACACAUUAACCAUGUACUGAUGAGGAGCGGAGUAGCAGGGAAAUGGAGGUUAGUAUUCAUGUCAACAGCAGAAUAGAUGGCAUCUGGGAAACACAAAGUUGGCUGACGGUGGAAAUUUCCUGGUGCUGAAGAAAACUGCUCCAGAGCAGACCAUGGGAUUGUCUCUGUUUUUCCUCAUUCUGAAUAAAUGACCACUCCUGAUUGGGGUUGCACCAUAAUAAAGACCAAAUG
Messenger RNA from Alligator sinensis (Chinese alligator), 7827 nucleotides. RefSeq names its product interferon-induced very large GTPase 1-like. Bases 116 to 7435 code for a protein of 2439 amino acids. Lineage: Eukaryota; Metazoa; Chordata; Crocodylia; Alligatoridae. The transcript is spliced from 3 exons. Gene Ontology annotation, molecular function: GTP binding. The record is from RefSeq and is a predicted model, not a curated record.